AUGUUUUCGUCGUUUUUAAGAGUUUCGAGUGUUUUUUUUACAAAUGUCGUCGUUCAAUCUCGGUGUAAUUUCGAUGUCGUCAAUCAAAUUUCGAAAAGAUGGGCCGGUCAUAGUAAAUGGUCGAACAUAAAACACGUGAAAAUGGCUAAAGAUCAAGCGAGAGCAUCUUUGUUUAAUAAAUUAUCGUAUAAGAUAUCGUUGGCGGCCAAAGAGGGAGAAAAUCCCGAAACGAAUUCUAAACUCAAAGCUGCUCUAGCCGAAGCAAAACAAGCAAACAUGCCCAAUGCGACCAUUCAGGGAGCUAUUAAAAAAGCGAAAGAUAGUUUGGCGGAAAAACCCUAUUGGUUAAUAUAUUCAUCGUUGGACGGACUUCAAAUCGGUUUCGAAGUGCGAACCGCUAAUCCUCUUGUCGCCGUGUCUAAAUUGAAUACAUUUUGUAAAAGACUAGGUUUGAGAAAUGAAAAAAGAGGGUCGGAUCAUUAUAACGAAAAGGGAAUCAUAAUAAGUAAAUCGAAUGGAUCUGAAGACUUUUACUCGAGAGCAGUCGAGGAUGCCAUAGAAACAAACAUUGAAGAAGUCGUGGAGUGUGGUGAAAAUACAAUAGUAUUCGAAUGUUUGCCGGAAAAAUUACAAGCAUCUAGUAAUAAACUUUCUGCUAAAGGUUACGAGAUAUCUGAUGCAUUCACGGAAAUCACAUUUCAUAAUUAUGUUAAAAUAACUUCCGAUGAAAUGAGUAGAGUUAAAAAAAUUACAGAUAGAAUAGAAAGCGAAUUUGAAGAUUUACUAAGGAUAGCAGAUAAUAUAAAAAGGGAUGAAAAUUAA
Pediculus humanus corporis (human body louse) is the source of this 822-nucleotide messenger RNA. RefSeq lists its product as uncharacterized. The transcript has a single exon. Gene Ontology annotation, cellular component: mitochondrion. The record is from RefSeq and is a predicted model, not a curated record. Lineage: Eukaryota; Metazoa; Arthropoda; Insecta; Psocodea; Pediculidae. The coding region runs from base 1 to 822 and encodes 273 amino acids.